Messenger RNA from Clonostachys solani, 996 nucleotides. NCBI's taxonomy places the organism in Eukaryota, Fungi, Ascomycota, Sordariomycetes, Hypocreales, Bionectriaceae. The record is from the annotation of a GenBank genome assembly.
AUGCCAGACUUCAUGGAUGUUUGGGCCCUCACUGAGUGGGACACCCCACUGCGAAAGAUCCGCCAGCCCAUUCCAACACCGAAGGGGACAGAAGUCCUGGUCAAGGUCACUCACGUUGGUGUUUGCCAUUCAGACUUGCACUUCGCCGAAGGUUUCUAUGACCUCGGGGGAGGCAAACUCUUCUACGUCAAGGACCGUGGCAUUCAGUUACCUGUGGCCCUGGGACAUGAAAUACUGCGGCUUGGAUGUGGUUCCUGUACGCGCUGCGGCCAAGAAGCAGAUAACUUGUGCGCCGCCCAGAAAGGACUCGGCACAGUACAGAAUGACGGCUUCGCUGAGUACGUAGUGGUACCACAUCCCAAAUACCUUGUCGACCUCGGCACGCUCGAUCCAGCGGUGGCAUGCACGUUUAGCUGCUCCGGUAUCACAACACUUAGCGCAGUCGGCAAAGUUAUGCCCAUUCCACCGAGUGAGCCCGUCCUGUUAAUCGGCGCUAGAGGGCUGGGACUCUCCGCAAUAUCAGUCUUGAGGACGCUUAGACACGAGGCCAUUGUUGUUGCAGACAUUAGCGACGACAAACUUACCGCGGCUGCAGCUGCUGGAGCCACCAAGACUGUCAAUACCUCCGGUCCUUUUGCGUCCAGGGACAUUCUCGCAGCUACAAACGGACCAGUCAUUGCCGUGAUUGAUUUCGUCAACAAUUCGAGCACGGCAAGCUUAGUCAAUGGCUUGGUUGCCAAAGGUGCUAAAUGGGUACAAGUUGGCGUAAUGGGGGGUUCCAUUGAGCUCUCACUCGUCGCGAAUAUCUUCAAGGGUCUCACGAUCUAUUCAAAUAUCACGGGGAAUCUGGAGGGGUUGAGAAAGCUUGUGCAACUGGCCAACGAAGGGAAGCUUAGCCCUGUUCCCGUGCACAAGAUGGCUUGGGAUUCGGUGAAUGAAGCGAUGGAACUGCUCCAGUCGGGCAAGGUUUCCGGGCGGAUUGUAUUGGUGAAGUGA